Capronia coronata CBS 617.96 is the source of this 924-nucleotide messenger RNA. RefSeq lists its product as uncharacterized. The record is from RefSeq and is a predicted model, not a curated record. Gene Ontology annotation, cellular component: fungal-type vacuole membrane. The coding region runs from base 1 to 924 and encodes 307 amino acids. The transcript is spliced from 2 exons. NCBI's taxonomy places the organism in Eukaryota, Fungi, Ascomycota, Eurotiomycetes, Chaetothyriales, Herpotrichiellaceae.
AUGGACUAUCCGAUAGAGUAUGCCCUCAAGACUAAUCACCUCUACAGUGUCUACGUGGCCUACCCGCACAAAGCACAAGAUGCUAUCAACAAAGCCAAACUCGAGCCUCAAUCCAUGUCUCUUCUAAACCCGGCACCAGAUUCCUUUGACCUUCAAUUGGACAACAUGUUCAUCUCGCAUUCCAGCAUGAAAGCUGGCCUUGAUCCUUUCACCGCAGAUCUACGUCUUCCUGAUAGCGACGACGCGUUUGUUCGGAUCAACGUUCCGGCCAUCGAGGCCACCAACGGUAGCGUUGCACACAUCAACCAGAGAGUGCGAAUUGCAAACAUGGACCAGUUCAACCAAUACGUCAAGAAGGUUCUUCUUAGCGACACGUUCAGCAUCUACCUCAAAGGCAAAGGGGGUUUGAAGUAUGGCAGUCUGCCCAAGACUACCGUCAAGUAUAACAAGAAGAUCACCAUCCAAGGUCUCAACGGUCUCAACGGCCUAACCCUCUCCGAUUUCACCAUCCUAACAAGCAGCCAGCCCGACGGCGCCAACGCGAACGGCACCGUCAUGAUCCCCAACCCCUCCAUCGCCACCUACCAAAUGGGCAACGUGUCUCUGACCAUGUCCGUUGCCGGCCUCCCCGUCGGAGUAGCAACACUGCCCGAUGUCCUCUUGAAGCCGGGAAACAACACGUUCAACAUGCGCGCCGUCACCAACCAGACGGCUGUGGUCGGGUUGAUCUUCACGGACUACAAGGCUGGUAUCCUGCCCGUUGACAUCGUGGCCAACGGGAGCGUGUACGAUGGCCAGCAUUUGAACUAUUACGAGCAGGCGCUGCGGACGAAUAAUGUGACCAUUCAACUUGACGUGAUCAAGGCGUUGGAGGAUGCUGGGUUGGCGGAGCUGUUGGGGAUAACUAAUUCUACGAGUUCAUAG